This is a messenger RNA of Hydractinia symbiolongicarpus, 3993 nucleotides long. RefSeq names its product coadhesin-like. NCBI's taxonomy places the organism in Eukaryota, Metazoa, Cnidaria, Hydrozoa, Anthoathecata, Hydractiniidae. Bases 49 to 3480 code for a protein of 1143 amino acids. The record is from RefSeq and is a predicted model, not a curated record. The transcript is spliced from 14 exons.
AUUCGAACAGAAAGCAGAUUGAAAAGCGGUCUGUCAAGAAGCCUUCUGAUGAAUAUGGCAAAUAUGAAACAGGUUAUAUUGUUCUUUGCAAUAAUGGCUACAACAAGUAAAGGUCAGUUAGUUCCAUGCUCUACUGCAACGCUAUCAUUUGCAGUCACUAUGGAUGGCUCAUCCAGCAUUAGAGCGAAUGAAUUUCAACAACAAAAAGAUUUUAUUAAGCGACUCAUUACCCGAAUUGAUGUGUCUGGAAACAGCAAUGCUGGGCUUGUACAGUUUGCAAGUAGUAGUCAAAUACAUAUCAGAUGUAACGACGCUGCUACAUCGGGUGCUUUUAAUACACUGGUAGAUGGAGUCACCAGCCUGACUAGUGCAACUUGUAUCAAGUGCGGUUUAGACAAAGCACAAGAAUUAUUGUCAGGAAAUGGAUGUGGAAGAACAGGAGAGAAUAAAAUAAUCUUUCUAAUGGUUGAUGGAAAUGAAAAUAUAUUCCCUAGCCAGGUGGUAACUACUGCAACUAAUCUUCGAAAUUCUGGAUAUGUUAUCUAUGCUCUGGCAAUCGGAAAUAUUGUUACCGCAGCAAAUGCAUCGUUGCUUACCGGAAGCGCUGAUAGAGUUUUUUCAACACAAUUUGCUGAUUUAGCAACUUAUGAUAUUGAUACAUUAUAUGCUGCAUUAACCUCGACAUACUGUACUGUUUCACAAACUGGUUGGUCUCAUUGGGGUCAAUGGUCAUCAUGUUCUAACACUUGUGACCCUGUUGGUGUCACACCAUCACGCAGCCGAACGAGAAGUUGCCAAAGUGGUGCUACCUGCCCAGGUUUUAACACUACAAUUGUUAGCUGCAAUGAAAAUAUCCCAUGUCCAGGUGUUCUGACAUCAUGGGGUAAAUGGAGCGUAUGUUCAGCUACCUGCCGGGAAAAUGGUGCUUCUGCACCCACUCGAACACGAAGUCGUCAGUGUGACAAUCCCAGCCUUGGAGGGAAUUGUGGUGGUGCCAGCUUAACAGAACCAGAAAUCUGUAACAAUGCGUCAUGCUUUGUGAUUAGUUGCUCCAAUGCCGACAUAUCGUACAUCAUUGUCAUUGACUCAUCCAGCAGUAUCAAAAGAUCACUACCAGACGAAUGGAGUCAAGAAAAAACUUUCGUUAAGAACUUUGCCGCCCAGCUUGGUCUUGGAACAAACCCACGAAUUAGAGUGGGCGUUGUCAAUUAUGGUACUUACGCUAACAUCGUUGCUACUUGUGACUCCACCGAAACUAGCAAUUUAGCAAAUUUUAAUGCAUUAAUAGAUGCUUUACCUCCUAUACUUGGUGGUACCGCCAUUUAUGGUGCCUUGCUUAAAGCUCGUGAUUUAUACACUGGUGCUGGAUGUAACCGUGCAGGUGAACUAAGAGUUGUACUUUUUCUCACGGAUGGGUUCGAGAAUGUCGAAUUUAAUUACACUCUCCGUGUAAGCACAGAAAAUUUAGUGCGCAGUGAAGCUUUAAUAUAUGUUGGUGCAAUUGGUACAGAUGUAAGACUUCCUGAACUUGUUCGUAUCACUGGGAAUUCGUCUCUGAUAUUUACUGCAAGUAAUUUUUCAGAAUUAUCUAACAUUGAUGCUGCUGCUUUACAUCCGAGAGUUGUUAGCCACGUUUGUCAAGUUGGUGGAGUUUGGGGUAGCUGGUCUGCAUUUGGAUCUUGUUCAAUCAGCUGUGGUGUAAAUGGUGUGAAAACAAGAACACGAGAGUGUAGAAGUCCUGUAACUAAUGCUUUAGAGAGUGAUUGUGUUGGUUCUGCUAACAAUACUCACGCAUGUUUUGAAGGAGAUUGCGCAGGUUCUUGGUCACAGUGGUCAGCCUUUGGAUCAUGUUCAGCAACUUGUCAUUUUGAAGCAGUUGGUUCCCCACCAAGCCAAUUGAGAACAAGGACUUGUGUUGGCGCUACUGGAGCAGGAAAUUGUGGUGGAGGACUCACAUCAGAAACAAGGAGCUGUAACGUUCAAGUUACUUGUCCAGUGAUUAGUUGCUCCAAUGCCGACAUAUCGUACAUCAUUGUCAUUGACUCAUCCAACAGUAUCAAAAGAUCACUACCAGACGAAUGGAGUCAAGAAAAAACUUUCGUUAAGAACUUUGCCGCCCAGCUUGGUCUUGGAACAAACCCACGAAUUAGAGUGGGCGUUGUCAAUUAUGGUACUUACGCUAACAUCGUUGCUACUUGUGACUCCACCGAAACUAGCAAUUUAGCAAAUUUUAAUGCAUUAAUAGAUGCUUUACCUCCUAUACUUGGUGGUACCGCCAUUUAUGGUGCCUUGCUUAAAGCUCGUGAUUUAUACACUGGUGCUGGAUGUAACCGUGCAGGUGAACUAAGAGUUGUACUUUUUCUCACGGAUGGGUUCGAGAAUGUCGAAUUUAAUUACACUGUCCGUGUAAGCACAGAAAAUUUAGUGCGCAGUGAAGCUUUAAUAUAUGUUGGUGCAAUUGGUACAGAUGUAAGACUUCCUGAACUUGUUCGUAUCACUGGGAAUUCGUCUCUGAUAUUUACUGCAAGUAAUUUUUCAGAAUUAUCUAACAUUGAUGCUGCUGCUUUACAUCCGAGAGUUGUUAGCCACGUUUGUCAAGUUGGUGGAGUUUGGGGUAGCUGGUCUGCAUUUGGAUCUUGUUCAAUCAGCUGUGGUGUAAAUGGUGUGAAAACAAGAACACGAGAGUGUAGAAGUCCUGUAACUAAUGCUUUAGAGAGUGAUUGUGUUGGUUCUGCUAACGAUACUCACGCAUGUUUUGAAGGAGAUUGCGCAGGUUCUUGGUCACAGUGGUCAGCCUUUGGAUCAUGUUCAGCAACUUGUCAUUUUGAAGCAGUUAAUUCCCCACCAAGCCAAAUGAGAACAAGGACUUGUGUUGGCGCUACUGAAGCAGGAAAUUGUGGUGGAGGACUCACAUCAGAAACAAGGAGCUGUAACGUUCAAGUUACUUGUCCAGAUAAUGAACAAGACAAUAUUGUCACUGUGGUGGUCAUCACAAUUGUUGCUACCCUGGUUGUAGUUGUCAUCACUAUCGCUAUCAUUUUAAAGUGUAAAGGUAGCAGCGCUUGCAAUAGCAACCGCCAAGAGAACAAGGAAAGUGAGAAUGCUGAUAGCUACGAUGAUGUGGUAGGAACACCAGCACCUCAAUAUGCCGAUCUUAGCAUACAAUCUAUACAACCAAGCAACUACGCGGAGUUGGCAACUACCAGAGAUUAUUACAACGCAUGCGAAGAUAUUGAGAUGACGAAAAUACGCAAUGGUAGCAGCGCUUGCAAUAGCAACCGCCAAGAGAACAAGGAAAGUGAGAAUGCUGAUAGCUACGAUGAUGUGGUAGGAACACCAGCACCUCAAUAUGCCGAUCUUAGCAUACAAUCUAUACAACCAAGCAUCUACGCGGAGUUGGCAACUACCAGAGAUUAUUACAACGCAUGCGAAGAUAUUGAGAUGACGAAAAUACGCAAUGGUGCAAUUUUCAACACUUGAAUUUUAAGUUUAUUUACGAUAUACUUUAUUAAAGGGCCUUUUUUUUAUUAAUUGCACAAAAUCCCAUUUUAAAAAUGCAUUAAAACCAAGAUAAGGAAAACCAAGCAGGGACAGGUUUAUAUAUUAGCCACUUUUAAACUAAAAUUUAAAGCCGCGGGUUUACUUAAAAUGAAAUAUUUUAUAAAGUGAUGGGUGUACACAAAUUCUGUUAAAGUCAAAAGUUAUGCACUCUUUGAAAUAAAUCUUUUGACUAUUUGAACCAUGUAUCCAAGUGGCCUUUUUUACAGAACUACGAAUUUUUUAUACCACGUGUCUAAUUCUAAGCUGGAGAGUAUAUUUUAAUAAAUUUUUGGUGACCUGGGAUAUAACAGCACUGUUUUAUGAAAGCAUAUGUGACAAAAAAAGCAGAAUAAAAUUCAGCACAAGACAACAUAAAAAUGUAUUUUAUAAAAUAUAAAUUACAUUUUAUAUGUAAAAAAGGCAUUUUUCCUUUUUAUAUUACUAUUCCCCAUC